Molecule: messenger RNA, 2668 nt
Organism: Temnothorax curvispinosus
Lineage: Eukaryota; Metazoa; Arthropoda; Insecta; Hymenoptera; Formicidae
Gene: Noc3
Product: nucleolar complex protein 3 homolog
Exons: 10
Coding region: 229-2631 (800 amino acids)
Biological process (GO): DNA replication initiation
Cellular component (GO): nucleolus
Molecular function (GO): chromatin binding
Source: RefSeq, a predicted model, not a curated record
UAAUCUAUAUAUUCUAUAUUUUCGUAUAUUUUUGUAUAAUGUAUAAAUAUCGACCGUCGACAUAAAUACCUACAAUUUUUUGUCUCAGUCGAUAUAUGAAAACGCACGUGGACACAUUUCGUUUACUUUGGCUUAGGAACUGUAUGAUACUCUAUUUUUUUAGUGUGUGAUUUUAUAAAGUUAAAAUUACAUUGAAAACAAUAGUUUAGCUAUUUAUAUGCUAUAAAUAUGGGGAAAUUAAGAAAGCAAAAAAUCAGUAAAAUUAAGAGGAAUAAUCAGACGAAGACAAAGCUUUCAAAGCAAGGGAAGCUUAAAACUCGACGACAUAAAUCACCAAAGAAACAACCUCAGAAAUCAGCACCACCUCGUCCAGAAAUAGCAGAAGAGGAAGAAGAGAGCGAUCAUGGAAGAGAUUUGAUGGAUAUGGUUGACGAGGAUGAUUUAAAUUUCCUAAAUAACGCUAUAUCCAACAAAUCCUAUAAUUUGUUAAAACAGAUUCAAUUAAACGAAGCAGACGAAGGCUUGAGCGAGAGAAAAAGAAAAAAAAUAGAAAAUAAUCAACCGUUAGAAGAACUGUAUGAGAAUAAUGUUGCAAAAAUUGUGGAGGAGACAGGAGGGAAGUCAAUUCGCAUGUUGCUUCCCAUAAAAACACAAAACGGCUUUAUAAAGAAACGUAUUAUUGAAGAAGACAGUAAAAUUUUAAACGAAGAAGGGAAUGAAGAUACAGAUAAUAAGGGCCCGGAAAAAAGCAAGGAGGAUAAUCAGCAAGAGGAAAAUAGUGAUACGGAAAUGGAUAUGGAUACACAUAAUAACUUGCAAGUGACUGAUAAACCAGUAUCUACCAUCGAACUUCUGGCGUGUCGCGAGGAAAUACUGAGAUCCAAGCGUUUCAAGAUAGGCAUACUUUCGAGCGGCAUAUUAGAAAACCCAGAACUUAAAUCCGGAAAUUUCAAGAUAUUGCUAGACAUGAUGGAUGAAAGAGCUUCAGAAGUUUACAUAACAAUCAGGAAACUGGCAAUGGUGUCCCUUUUAGAAAUCUUUAAAGACUUGCUACCAUCUUACAGUAUUCUGCAGACUUCUCAGGAAGGAGUAAAGUUGAAGAAAGAUACUCUUGCGCUGCAGAAUUAUGAAGCUACCUUGUUGAGGAAUUAUAAAAACUAUUUGCAGAAGCUCGAAAAAAUAUCUAAGAUUUUGAGAAGAAAGAAAGGGAACGCACGAUCAGCAAACGAGCGAGAAAUACAAUUGGGCGAGACAGCUGUAUCAUGCAUGUGCGAGCUUCUUACCGUUCACCCGUAUUUUAAUUUUUCCGUUAAUAUAGCUAAUUACAUUCUUCCGUUAUUGGAUAAUAAACGGAGCAGCGUAAGAGAAAAAGUUGCACAAUGUAUUUCUCAAAUAUUCAAAGAAGACAAACGUGGUCAGCUAUCUCUCACAAUAGUUCGAAAAUUAAAUCAGUACAUCAAGUCGAGGAAACAUUCUGUACAUCCUGAGGUUAUAGCAGUGUUAUUGGCCCUUCGCAUCAAAGAUGUCAAUCUGGACAAGGAAAAGGAGGACGAAACAAAGCAGAAAAAGCUCAUGUCUCAUAAACAAAGGAUACUCGCGUUAAGCAGACGGGAAAGGAAGAAGAGCAAAAACCUAGAGCAAGUGGAGAAAGAAAUGCUCGAAACGAAGGCUGAAGAAAAUAAGCAGGCGAAACAGAAGAUUCUCACGGAAAUAACGAGCAUAAUAUUUACUAUAUACUUCAGAAUUCUGAAACAAGCUCCCAAUAGUAAAGUAUUAUCCGUGUGUCUGGAAGGAUUAGCCAAAUUUGCGCACUGUAUCAAUAUAAAUUUUUACCAAGAUUUAGUAAGCGCCAUAGAUAGAUUAAUAGAAGAGGGUAAUUUGGGAUUGAGGGAACAACUGCACUGUGUUCAAUGUAUAUUUACAAUAUUAUCUGGACAAGCUGCAGCAUUGAAUAUCGAUCCGUACAGAUUUUAUGUGCAUUUGUAUAAAAAUAUAUUGAAAGUCCACUGCGGAAGGACGCACGCGGAAACUGAGAUCGUACUGCAGACGUUGCUGCAGAUUCUCAUUCAUCAGCGAAAGAGGAUCACGCAGACACGUAUGAUAGCCUUUGUAAAGAGAAUAAGCACCCUGGCCUUACAGUCGCAGCACAACGCGACGCUGGGAACUCUCGGUAUUAUCAAACAAGUGAUGCAGCUUGGAAAAACGGCUCACGUUUUAUUGGACACCGACUGCACCGGCGACGGUCAUUACCAGGUCGAAAUUGAGGAACCUGAUUAUUGUAACGCUCACUGCACCGCGUUAUAUGAGCUCGUUGCUUUACAGCGUCAUUAUCACAGUGUAGUACGACAACUCGCUAGAAAUAUAGCGUACACCACACCUACGAGCGGUGAGGGCAGCUUGGCUAUCGAAAUUGCGAAGUUAUCGCCAGAGGAGCUCUACACGGAAUAUGAUCCUGCGGGUGUAACGUUUAAGCCUGCUGUGCCUAUUCCAAAGAAGAUUACAGUUAAAAAAGCACCGGUGAAUUAUAGCAUGAGUCCUAAACUCGAGGAAUAUGUUAAUACUGUCGAUGUCGGCAACUUAUUUGCGGACGGGCAUGUGGACUUUUACAAAGCCUGUAAAAGUAAUUUGUAACAAGUAUAAUAAUAAAGGAUGGAAUGUAUAUAAAAAA